AUGGAUGCAUCAAGGUGGGGGCGGGGCCCAUCGGGGGCGGAGUUUCUCUGCCCCGCCCCUGGCGCAUGCGCGCGGCCGGCCCGGGGCGGGCGCGGGGCUGCGAUGUCGCCGCCAGGCCCGGAGCGCCCCGGUGGGGCCGGGCCCGUGCUGCGCUCUGUCAAUACGCGGGAGCUCUCCGAGGUCGUGUUCAACAACCACAGUCCCCGCUGCGUGCUGCCGGUCUGGCUGGACUUCGAGGGCCAGCCGCGCCGCUACCCGGUCCUGCAGCCGCGCAGCGGGCGCCUCAUGCACAGUUACCGGGGGCACCUGUGGCUGUUCCGGGAUGCCGGGACCAACGACGGGCUGCUCGUCAACCAGCAGGAGCUGUUUGUGGCAGCCCCCAAUGUGACCAAAGCUGACAUCACACUGCCAGUGUUCACCCUGAAGGAGAGAUGUCUGCAGGUUGUGCGCAGUCUGGUCAGCCCAGUGGACUACAGGAAACUGGACAUUGUUCAGUCCCUAUAUGAAGAGCUGGAGGAUCAUCCUGAUAUUUGGAAGGAUCUUCAGCGGCUUUCUCUGGAGAGAAGUGAAGCACUGAGGAACAAAAGUAUGGAAAAUCAUGAUAACUCCUCAGUAGCAAAUGAUGCCUCUGUUUAAAGUUUUGAAACAUAAACUCAGUAACAUCGGUGAUAGUCAAAUCAAUAGUCAAAGACUGAACAGCACCUGGAGGCAUGCUGGUUUCUGAUGGUUCAUUUCCUUUCUUCAUUACAUGUAUUGCAAACUGUAGGGUAAGAUCAGGGCAGCUAAAUGGAAAAUAUUCAUACAAAGUAACUUUCAUUCUAUUAGAAAGCAAAUUACACCAAGGGUUAACUUAGCCCAGACUAAUGGUUGUAAGAGUCAUCAGUUUUGUUUGAGUAAUUUGUUUUGAUGGAAUUUCCCUUUGACAUGUAACCUCAAUGUGCCUGUGGGUCACACAGUAUGAGGGGUUUGUACAUGAGGGUUUCCAGCAGUGCCUGAGGGCCUGACAAACAUUACUUUAGUGGAAAGCUGAUGUGUAAAUGCUUGGAGGUUAUUCUUCCUCUUACCUUUCCACGUACAAAGCCAUGUCGUAUCCACACUAGGUCUGACAGGUUUUUACUGUUGUCAUACCUCAAAUGCCUUAUUUGCCUUUGUCAUAGGAUUCUUGCCUGGCUGAUCUCAGCCACACAGACCAGAACCUAGUUUUGGGACACUCUUGUCCCCCACAGGUGCUUCCCCAGGAGCCUGUACAGGGUUCACAGGAGGUAGAUGCUUUAAGUUUGGUCUUUUUCCCUCACAGUGCUGUAGUCAGGUCGUAGUUGGCCUUUUCAGGGAGCAUGGGCCUCUUGAGCUGCCCGUGUCAUCUCAGGAGCAAUGGGAGCUGUAUUGGCUCACACAGACAGCUCACAAACAGGGCCAUGCUUAGUGGAAGGCUGGAGGAAGAGAGAUAGUAUUUCUUUGCCUGUAUUCUGUUGUUCCCCACGUCUCAGUGGAAUGUGCUUUUGUGUGAAUGCACACACAGAAUUCAAAGCAGCGUAGUUCAGUGUUACAUGAACUGUCCAUUGAGCAAGAUGUGGUGCAGCUCAGGUUAGAAGCAGAUUGGCUGGAGACUGAUUACAGCAGGUUAUUUCUGUGAAUGCAUUUCCCUCCAGUUGUAUAUUCUGAGAGUAGCUGUGAAACCGAGAAUCUCAAUGUAUUUUGUAAGUAUGGAAUGUCUCCCUGUUUGUAAACUUGUUUUUCUUACAUAUUUGAAGAAAUUGAUCUUUGACAUAAAAAUGAAAAUGCAUGCUAGCUUUCUAACUGUAAUUCUGUCAGGUAA
Sturnus vulgaris (Common starling) is the source of this 1816-nucleotide messenger RNA. The record is from RefSeq and is a predicted model, not a curated record. NCBI's taxonomy places the organism in Eukaryota, Metazoa, Chordata, Aves, Passeriformes, Sturnidae.